AUGGACGGCGGCGUUCCUACGGACCCGACCCCUUACAACGACUACUACGAUGACGACCUGACUCCGCUCGGGCUUCCCGUUACACUGAACGAUUUGCUGGAUGAGCUGUCGCCCCCGCCCUCUGCACAUUCGAAGCCGCCCUCUAGCAAGAAUGACGAACACUACUCAUCGCUGCGUCAUUACGUCGAGGGCCUGAGCUCGGAGGAGGUGGAUGAAACUAUAAAUGAUGUCCUGAAAAACUUAAGUUUGCGCGCGGGCACCUCGCCGUUGCCUCCACCGGGGAACCUAGUUGGCCCUUUGCAGGAUGACGCCACCCCUACGUUAGAUUUCAGCAAUUCCGACUGGACAUCUCAGACCGGCCGUUUCAGUUUCGGCGAGAACCAUACCGCCCUUCGCCAUCCCACGUUCAAUCCGCUGGAGCAGGCGUAUGACAGCCGCGAUACUUUCGAGUCGCUGUCGACUCACUGGACGUCGUACUACGAUGAUGCGAACCGUUCAGAGUGCGACUUUUCGUCGGGGAACGCUGCAUAUGCGGCUACUGAAGUGGGAAUCAGUGAUAUGGCGCCCCCUGGCCUAUCUGCCAGCAGCUCGACGCUGUACUCCUGGCCGGACGCGCGCAGCAACAGCUGCAAGGCACUUACCGAGUCCCUCCGUAAUAUACAGUUCCAGGUAGCGAAGGUGGAGCAGGCUCUCACGUGUGCGAUGAACGAGACAUCCCCUGCGGCAUCGAGACAACCCCCUCCACCCGCCAAGCCACCCAUGUUUUAUAAGCGAGCGAACGAUGAAAACUCAAUGAUUUCAACUCAAAAUGCGGCCCUGAUGAUGGGAGUGAAGCUGAACGCUCCCAACGAGUUCUGGAGGACGUCGAUUUGUAAAUACUGGCAACGUGGGGUUUGCGAGAACACGAACUGCAACUUUGCGCACGGCAAGAAGGAACUGAAGGCAACUAUUGGCGUCUGGAAGACGACUCCCUGCCAUCACUGGAAGAAUGGGACUUGCCGCGUAGGCAGGUUCUGUCGGCACGCGCACGGUGAGGCAGAGCUCCAGCCGAUGAACAUGCCGGUACACCUGUUGAGGAACAGGGUUAUGAACGCGCUGAGGGCAAGUGACCGCUUCCAGCGGAAAAGGAACCCCACCACAAACUAG
Molecule: messenger RNA, 1146 nt
Organism: Babesia bigemina
Lineage: Eukaryota; Apicomplexa; Aconoidasida; Piroplasmida; Babesiidae
Product: Zinc finger C-x8-C-x5-C-x3-H type domain containing protein, putative
Exons: 1
Coding region: 1-1146 (381 amino acids)
Molecular function (GO): metal ion binding
Source: RefSeq, a predicted model, not a curated record